AUGAAUAUUUUCCAUAUCAAUGCUGUGUAUGAAUAUGUUUUACAAUGUCAUGAUCUCAAACAAGAUAUUUGCAUUUUAGAGACAGAAAUCAUUCAAAAACCUGUAGAAACCAUUGAAAAACCCAUAGACGUAUGUGGAAUAGAUAAAAAGGAAAUUGUAGUGUUAAGUACGGAAUCUAAUCAAUUCUUGGAAGAACCAAUAAGUGAUUGCAUUAAACGAAAUUGUCCUGAAUAUCAUGUGUUGUGGAAGAAAAAGUCUGAUAAGAAGAAAUGUCUUGUGGCAACCUUUAAGCUCUCUAGAAUCAACCACAACGUAGACUCUGUGUUAAAGGAUCUUGAGUUGACAGGUAAAAGAAUUUUGGUGGUCAUCGUACAUUUUCAUGACGAAAACAAUCCGCCUCCAUCGUUUUCCAACAUUCAACUUAAAAGAGAGGAAAUAGAUGGCUAUGUAAAUAUGCUGUAUUAUAAUAAUUCUUGCUACGAUUGUGACACAAACCAGUCUGCAAUAGAUGAAAUUUUGAAAUUUAUUGACAAUCCUUAG
Saccostrea echinata is the source of this 540-nucleotide messenger RNA. RefSeq lists its product as uncharacterized. NCBI's taxonomy places the organism in Eukaryota, Metazoa, Mollusca, Bivalvia, Ostreida, Ostreidae. The transcript has 3 exons. The record is from RefSeq and is a predicted model, not a curated record. Bases 1 to 540 code for a protein of 179 amino acids.